Molecule: messenger RNA, 1420 nt
Organism: Ilex paraguariensis (yerba mate)
Lineage: Eukaryota; Viridiplantae; Streptophyta; Magnoliopsida; Aquifoliales; Aquifoliaceae
Source: the annotation of a GenBank genome assembly
CAUUGUUCUGCUUGUAUGCAUUCAGAAGCCAUCUUCUAGUAUGGAUCUUUAAGCAAUUGAUGUCUAACUUCACUUGUUUGCUUUCACGUAGGGUGGAUUGUAAUGGAUGAUGAACAAUUCCAGUUUCUAUCUGGAAUCAUGAUUCAUCCUUUGGCAGGCAAAGUCAAGGAACUACCUUAUACGCCAAUGUCUGCAACAAGUGACAGACUGCAGAUGGAUGAGGACAGUGCAAUUGUUGAAUCAAAAAUCAGUCAAAUAAAAGACAUUUUCCCUGAUCAUGGAAAAGGUUUCUUGACUGCUUGUCUUGAAAUUUAUAACCAGAAUCCAGAAGAGGUGAUACAAAGGAUCCUUGAGGGAACCCUCCAUGAAGAUCUACAGACCUUGGACACUUCAUUGGAGAAGAUUCCACCGCCCAAGACUGCUUCAUCUUUGAGUAGGUAUGAUAAGGGGAAAGGGAAAUUAAUGGAGCCUACAACGGUGCCCUCUACAAUAAUGGUUCCUUUAGCAGGAGAGGAACAAGCUGAAGGACCUUCAUUUUCAUCCUCAUCUUCAGCUGGGAGAUAUGUCAGGAAGGCUUCGACCGACAUGCCUGAUUCUGAGACUCUUGAUUGUAGAGAUGAAAAGAAUUUGGCAAAGACUGCUUUUCUUAUUUCUCAACUCGAGUAUGAAGAUGAGUAUGACGACUCUUUUGAUGAUUUAGGACUUAGUGUUGGUGAUUCAGGACUGGAGGAAACUGAGUCACUGGGGGAGAAGCUAAACUUGAAUAGGGAGAGAUCACGUGAGACAUAUACAGGAAGCCCAGCUCCUAAUGCUUCUAAUUCAAAAUGGAACUCACGUAAAACACCCCAAUUCUAUGUCAAGGAUGGCAAGAACUACAGUUACAAAGUUGAGGGCUCAGUCGCUGUGGCAAAUUAUAAUGAAGCAUCAUUAGUGAAUGAAGCCCAGAAAGAACUGAUCCAUGGCCUUGGGCGUGGUGGUAAUCUGCCUUUAGGUGCAAUUAAAAGGCUGACCGAGACAAAUGAGGAACAGGACGAGGAGGCUGAUGUUAAUGAGAUGGGAGGGCGAGGUAAUCCAGGAGCUACAAGGGGUAGAGGAAGAAGGGGUGGGGCAAGCAAUCAUCACAGGAAAGAUCGAGCCUUGAGGAAGCAAAUUUCUGGGUUCAGUGGUCGUUAACUAUACAGAGGGAAAAGGAUACUCAUCUUUCUGCUUUUAUAUGAUCAAGAAACAUGGGCUUCUUGGAAUGCACCUUGACCCUUUCUCUGUAUGGCUGUGAACAAUUUUUGUCAGAGGGUAAGGCUGUGGCUCUCGUGAAAGAUAUUUAAAUAUUGGUGGAUCAAAUGUUUUGCCGUAUUUAAUUAUUACAGGUAAAUACAAAGAAGCUUUUUAAGAGUGAUAAAUUAGACUGUUACUUGAUAUCCUU